Messenger RNA from Williopsis jadinii, 914 nucleotides. RefSeq lists its product as uncharacterized. NCBI's taxonomy places the organism in Eukaryota, Fungi, Ascomycota, Saccharomycetes, Phaffomycetales, Wickerhamomycetaceae. The transcript has a single exon. The record is from RefSeq and is a predicted model, not a curated record. Bases 95 to 871 code for a protein of 258 amino acids.
UAAAUUUUCACCUUUCUCUUCCUCUUCCUCUUCCUCUUCCUCUUCCUCUUCACCUUCUUCGUAUGGGUAGCUUCUACUAAACCUCAGCAGCCAAAUGAGUAAACCUAGAGUAAACCAUCUGCUCGUGAGCUCCGUGCUUACAGGCAUUUCCGAUCCCCGUACGUACGACAGACUUAGUGGGUUCAUCACGUCCAACAAGGAUUUAGUACUACAGCUUGUCAGUUAUACAUGUGUUUUCCUAUGUGAACUGAUCAAGAUCUACCCAAAGUUGAAGAAGUUGGUGAACAACUACCUCUAUAGGUUGAACCUGGUGAAGACUCGGGUUGAAACCCCACAGGAGCUGACCCAGUCUCAACAGGUGGCUGCAAAGAGACUCAACUCCAUCUACGGCUAUAUCGUGGAUAUUAGAAUCGCAGACAACAUAUUCGGAUUGAUUCCUUACAUCGCAGAGCUCUUGAGGGACUACAGUUCUGUUAAGAAGCUACGCUCAAUUGACUCAUGGGAAAAGUUGGACAAGUUUAGCACUUUCUUCUUCUUUGGUAAUUACACAUGGUUGGAGAACCUGGCGUUUUUACUCUCCCACGAUUUCCUUCCAAGCGAUUUUGACUUCUUCCUACUGCCCGCACAGAAGCGUGAUAAAUCGCUGACUCCAUCCGACUGGUACUACGUCUACUCGUGCCAACUGUGGUGUGCAUGGAACGUGAUUGAAUUUUUGAAACAGGCAAAGAACCACACAUACAACUUCAACCUCAUGUGUGACGUUGUUCUCAGUUACCACUGGGCUCUACCAACUGGGUUCUUGAGCAGACCAACGUUUGCUGUCAUUGGUUUCCUCAACGCAGUGGUUAAGUUCAAAAAGAGACUACACUAAUAGAUAUACAGGAUAUAUAUAAGCACAGCCUAUACACCAAUCG